AUGGGCAUCGCCUUUGACUACUCGCCCGAGCGGCCAGAGAAUAUCGAUUCGAUCCUCAAUGGCCUGGAUCGCUACAAUCCCGAGACAACGACGGUCUUCCAGGAAUACGUCGCGCGUCAGUGCGAAAACCAAGAAUAUGACUGCUAUGCGAAUCUGGCGCUUCUGAAAUUGUGAGUGUCCAACACCCAUCUGGAAUAUCGCACCACAUGAUGAUCAAACAUUCCACGUUUCCUAUUACCUGAAGGGCACCGUGCUUGAACCCACGGCCUCCUGAAGCGAAACCGUAUAUUAGCUCUAUCUGAAAGAAAGAACACUUCUAUAUUAACUACAAACGCCCGCGAGUUUUGCAAGUAGUAUUGUGACUGACGCAUCAUUUGACAGAUAUCAAUUCAACCCACACCUCACGAACCAAGAAACGACAACCAACGUCCUCGUUAAGGCACUCACAGUCUUCCCAUCACCAGACUUCUCCCUUUGUCUCUCCCUUCUACCGCCCUACGUCCUCCUCCCUUCAACCACAAAAGAUGCUCCGCCUUCAUCGGGCUCCCUGGCUGAGGCAGUGCAGCAUCUCAAUGUCCUCCACAACCAGCUGAACAACGCACAAUACUCGGAAUUCUGGGCCACCAUGGACUCGGACGAUCUCUACGCCGAUCUCACUGCAGAUGUGAUCGGAUUCGAGGAUACCAUGCGCAUUCGCAUUGCUGUCGUCGUGAGCCAGUGCAUGCAAGAGGUUGGAAGGGAGAUUCUGGAGGGCUGGUUGAAUGUCACAGGCCCGAAGUUCGAGCAUUUUGUGAAGGACGUGUGUGGUUGGACAAUUGAGGGCGACAAGGUCAAGGUGCCCCUGAACAAGGAGAACGAGGCGCGUAGCGUGGUCCAGAGAGAGACCGUCAAGUUUGAUCAGUUUGGACGUAUGAUCAAGCGAGCGUAUGAGCAGCCUGCGUGA
Molecule: messenger RNA, 943 nt
Organism: Lecanosticta acicola
Lineage: Eukaryota; Fungi; Ascomycota; Dothideomycetes; Mycosphaerellales; Mycosphaerellaceae
Source: the annotation of a GenBank genome assembly